This is a messenger RNA of Helianthus annuus (common sunflower), 2353 nucleotides long. RefSeq names its product subtilisin-like protease. NCBI's taxonomy places the organism in Eukaryota, Viridiplantae, Streptophyta, Magnoliopsida, Asterales, Asteraceae. The record is from RefSeq and is a predicted model, not a curated record. Gene Ontology annotation, molecular function: serine-type endopeptidase activity. The transcript has a single exon. The coding region runs from base 17 to 2224 and encodes 735 amino acids. Gene Ontology annotation, biological process: proteolysis.
CUCACAUAAUUUAGCAAUGGAUUCUACAAUGGUUCUUAUUCUAACCACCAUUUUAAGCCUCAUUUCAGCCAAUGCUGCUGAACUCGAAACCUACAUUGUUCAUUUAGACUCAUCCAAGGGUCAACACUUUAUUCAAAAACAAGAUCGUCAAAACUGGUACGAGUCGUUUUUACCGCGAACCACUAGCAGUGCAAAUGAGAAACCAGCUGCUAUGGUGUUUGCAUAUCAUAACGUGCUAAACGGGUUUGCAGCGAAACUAUCCACGAAGCAUGUGAAGGUGAUGGAAAAGAUGGAGGGGUUCUUAUUUGCAAGGCCUGAAAGAAUGUACACGAAGCACACGACUCAUACUCCCAACUUCUUGGGGCUGCAUCAGAGUUUAGGAUUCUGGAGCGGUUCGAACUUUGGAAAGGGGGUCAUAAUCGGGGUUCUAGACACUGGAACGACUCCAGGUCAUCCUUCUUUUAAUGACAAUGGAGUCCCUCCACCACCGGCGAAGUGGAAAGGGAAAUGUGAAAUUGAAGGGUGCAACAAUAAACUGAUUGGGUUGCGGGAUCUUACAACGGGUGAAAAUGGUACGCGAUUUGAUGAAGAUGGGCAUGGUACACAUACUUCGAGCACUGCGGCUGGGAAUUUUGUUGGUGAUACGAGUGUAUUUGGAAACGCGAAAGGGACUGCGGUUGGGAUGGCGCCACUUGCGCAUGUGGCUAUGUAUAAAGUGUGUACGGUGUUGGGUUGUCCAGAGAGUGCGAUCAUAGCCGGAAUGGAUGCAUCAGUUGAAGAUGGUGUAGACGUGCUUUCAAUAUCGCUAGGUGGAGAUUCUGUUCCAUUGUAUGAUAAUAGUAUCGCGGUGGGUGCAUUUACCGCUAUACAAAAAGGUAUAUUUGUUGCUUGUUCUGCUGGAAAUUCCGGUCCUUUUAACUCUACGAUGGAGAACGAGUCUCCAUGGAUUCUUACAGUAGGGGCUAGUACGAUUGAUAGGAAAAUAGUUGCAUCUGUUUCUCUUGGAAACAAGGAAGUGUUCGAUGGGGAAUCUUUGUUCCAACCUAAAGAUUUCCCUCAAACAUAUCUCCCUUUGGUGUACCCGGGGUCGAAUGGUGAUCAAAAUGCAUCGUUAUGCGUAGAAGGAUCAUUGGACCAUGUCGACGUGAAAGGGAAGGUGGUAGCGUGUGAUAGAGGUGUUAUAGGGAGACUUGACAAGGGGGAAACGGUAAAGAAUGCGGGAGGUGUUGCGAUGAUUCUACUUAACCAAGCCUCAGAUGGUGAUACUACAAUUGCGGAUGCUCAUGUUCUUCCGGCGUCAAAUGUUGGUUACAAAGAAGGAGUCGCGAUCAAGACAUACAUUAGUUCAACCGCGUCCCCUACAGCCACUUUGUUAUUCCGCGGGACUGUAAUUGGAGAAAACUCAGCUCCUGCAGUGGCUUCUUUCUCGUCUAGGGGGCCAAACUUGGCAAGCCCUGGAAUCUUGAAGCCGGAUAUUAUUGGACCGGGGGUUAGUGUGCUAGCAGCAUGGCCUGUUUCUGUUGAGAACAACACACAAACAAGCUCCACGUUUAAUAUGAUGUCCGGUACUUCAAUGUCAUGCCCUCAUUUGGCGGGCAUAGCAGCAUUAUUGAAAGCUUCUCACCCUGAUUGGUCACCUGCGGCUCUCAAAUCCGCAAUCAUGACAUCAGCCGAUCAAGUUAGCUUAAACGGUAAACCUAUUGAAGAUGGAAGAGAGCUCCGCGCAGACAUAUUUGCCAUAGGUUCGGGCCAUGUAAAUCCAUCAAAAGCUAAUGAUCCAGGGCUAGUUUUUGACAUUGAUCCAGAUGAUUACAUUCCUUAUUUGUGCGGGCUCGGCUACACAAGCCAACAAGUUGGAAUCAUUGUAACGAAAGCGGUUUCAUGCUCGAACACCAUACCUGAAGGACAACUUAACUAUCCUUCCUAUGCGAUGACAUUAUCAAGUGGCGAAAACAAAACAUACUCAAGGACAGUAACAAACGUCGGUGAGGCUAAUUCUACUUACACCAUAUCGAUGCCAGAUGUAGUUGUUCCAAAUGGUACUGUUCUUGUCGUUCACAAUCCUACUUUGAAAUUCACCGGAGUGAACCAAAAGGUAACAUAUGAACUAACGUUUAGACGUUCGAGUAGUGAGGAAAUUAAUGUUCCUUACGGUGAAGGAGCGAUAGCUUGGCGUGCAGGGAAAUACUUGGUUAGAACCCCUUUUGUUAUCAAGUUUGUGUAAGAGACAAUGAUGAUCUAGCUAUCUUUGUAAAACCGUUGUAUUUCCUACACACGUUUCAACCGUUGUAUUUCCUACACACGUUUCAUAGAAUGAGCAAAUGAAGGAAUUAAAGUUGGAGUUCUUAAAUCA